This is a messenger RNA of Pipistrellus nathusii (Nathusius's pipistrelle), 3216 nucleotides long. The record is from the annotation of a GenBank genome assembly. Lineage: Eukaryota; Metazoa; Chordata; Mammalia; Chiroptera; Vespertilionidae.
AUGCCAGCAAUUAUGACAAUGUUAGCAGACCAUGCAGCUCGUCAGCUGCUUGAUUUCAGCCAAAAACUGGAUAUCAACCUUUUAGACAAUGUGGUGAAUUGCUUAUACCAUGGAGAAGGAGCCCAGCAAAGAAUGGCUCAAGAAGUACUGACACAUUUAAAGGAGCAUCCUGAUGCAUGGACAAGAGUCGAUACAAUUUUGGAAUUUUCACAGAAUAUGAACACGAAAUAUUAUGGACUACAAAUUUUGGAAAAUGUGAUAAAAACAAGAUGGAAGAUUCUUCCGAGGAACCAGUGUGAAGGAAUAAAAAAAUAUGUUGUUGGCCUUAUUAUCAAGACCUCAUCUGAUCCAACUUGUGUAGAGAAGGAAAAAGUAUAUAUCGGGAAAUUGAAUAUGAUUCUUGUUCAGAUACUGAAACAGGAAUGGCCAAAACACUGGCCAACUUUUAUCAGUGACAUUGUUGGAGCAAGUAGGACCAGUGAAAGCCUCUGUCAGAAUAAUAUGGUGAUUCUUAAACUCUUGAGUGAAGAAGUAUUUGAUUUCUCUAGUGGACAGAUAACCCAAGUAAAAGCUAAGCAUUUAAAGGACAGCAUGUGCAAUGAGUUCUCACAAAUCUUUCAGCUGUGUCAGUUUGUAAUGGAAAAUUCCCAAAAUGCUCCACUUGUACAUGCAACAUUGGAAACAUUGCUGAGAUUUCUUAACUGGAUUCCACUGGGAUAUAUUUUUGAGACCAAGUUAAUCAGCACAUUAAUUUAUAAGUUCCUGAAUGUUCCAAUGUUUCGAAAUGUCUCUCUGAAGUGCCUCACUGAGAUUGCUGGUGUGAGUGUAAGCCAAUACGAGGAACAAUUUGUAACACUAUUUACACUGACAAUGAUGCAGCUAAAACAGAUGCUUCCUUUAAAUACCAAUAUUCGACUUGCAUACUCAAAUGGAAAAGAUGAUGAACAGAACUUUAUUCAAAAUCUCAGUUUGUUUCUCUGCACAUUUCUUAAGGAACAUGGUCAACUUAUAGAAAAAAGACUAAAUCUCAGGGAAACUCUCAUGGAGGCCCUUCAUUAUAUGUUGUUGGUAUCAGAAGUGGAGGAAACAGAAAUCUUUAAGAUUUGUCUUGAGUACUGGAAUCAUUUGGCAGCUGAACUCUAUAGAGAGAGCCCAUUCUCUACAUUGGCCUCUCCGUUACUAUCUGGAAGCCAACAUUUUGAUGUUCCUCCCAGGAGGCAGCUGUAUUUGCCCGUGUUAUCCAAGGUUCGUUUAUUGAUGGUUAGUCGUAUGGCUAAACCAGAGGAAGUAUUGGUUGUAGAAAAUGAUCAGGGAGAAGUUGUAAGAGAAUUCAUGAAGGAUACAGAUUCCAUAAAUUUGUAUAAGAAUAUGAGAGAAACAUUAGUUUAUCUUACUCAUCUGGAUUAUGUAGAUACAGAAAGAAUAAUGACUGAAAAGCUUCACAAUCAAGUGAAUGGUACAGAAUGGUCAUGGAAAAAUUUAAAUACAUUGUGUUGGGCAAUAGGCUCCAUUAGUGGAGCAAUGCAUGAAGAGGAUGAAAAACGAUUUCUUGUUACUGUUAUAAAGGAUCUAUUAGGAUUAUGUGAACAGAAAAGAGGGAAAGAUAAUAAAGCUAUAAUUGCAUCAAAUAUCAUGUACAUAGUAGGUCAAUAUCCAAGAUUUUUAAGAGCUCACUGGAAAUUUUUAAAGACUGUAGUUAACAAGCUGUUUGAAUUUAUGCAUGAGACCCAUGAUGGAGUCCAAGACAUGGCUUGUGAUACUUUCAUUAAAAUAGCUCAGAAGUGCCGCAGACAUUUUGUUCAGGUUCAGGUUGGAGAAGUAAUGCCCUUUAUUGAUGAGAUUUUGAACAACAUUAACACUAUAAUUUGCGAUCUUCAACCUCAACAGGUCCAUACAUUUUAUGAAGCUGUGGGGUACAUGAUUGGUGCACAAACAGACCAAACAGUACAAGAACAUUUGAUAGAAAAAUACAUGCUGCUUCCUAAUCAAGUUUGGGAUAGCAUAAUCCAGCAGGCAACCAAAAAUGUGGAUAUACUUAAAGAUCCUGAAACAGUUAAGCAGCUUGGUAGCAUAUUGAAAACAAAUGUGAGAGCCUGCAAAGCUGUUGGACAUCCCUUUGUAAUUCAACUUGGGAGAAUUUACUUAGAUAUGCUUAAUGUAUACAAGUGCCUCAGUGAAAAUAUUUCUGCAGCUAUCCAAGCUAAUGGUGAAAUGGUUACAAAGCAACCGUUGAUUAGAAGUAUGCGAACAGUAAAAAGGGAAACUUUAAAGUUAAUAUCUGGUUGGGUGAGCCGGUCCAAUGAUCCACAGAUGGUAGCUGAAAAUUUUGUUCCUCCUUUGUUGGAUGCAGUUCUCAUUGAUUAUCAGAGAAAUGUCCCAGCUGCUAGAGAACCAGAAGUGCUUAGUACCAUGGCUAUUAUUGUCAACAAGUUGGGAGGACAUAUAACAGCUGAAAUACCUCAAAUAUUUGAUGCUGUUUUUGAAUGCACAUUGAAUAUGAUAAAUAAGGACUUUGAAGAGUAUCCUGAGCAUAGAACGAACUUUUUCUUACUACUUCAGGCUGUCAAUUCUCAUUGCUUCCCAGCAUUUCUGGCUAUUCCACCUGCACAGUUUAAACUUGUUUUAGAUUCCAUUAUUUGGGCUUUUAAACAUACUAUGAGGAAUGUUGCAGAUACAGGCUUACAGAUCCUUUUUACACUCUUGCAAAAUGUUGCACAAGAAGAAGCUGCAGCUCAAAGUUUUUAUCAAACUUAUUUUUGUGAUAUUCUUCAACAUAUCUUUUCUGUUGUGACAGACACCUCACAUACUGCUGGUUUGACGAUGCAUGCAUCAAUACUGGCAUAUAUGUUCAAUUUGGUUGAAGAAGGAAAAAUAAGUACACCGUUAAAUCCUGGGAAUCCAGUUAACAACCAAAUGUUUAUUCAGGAAUAUGUGGCUAAUCUCCUUAAGUCUGCAUUUCCUCAUCUGCAAGAUGCUCAAGUAAAGCUCUUUGUGACAGGGCUUUUCAGUUUAAAUCAGGAUAUUCCUGCUUUCAAGGAACAUCUUAGGGAUUUCCUAGUACAAAUAAAGGAGUUUGCAGGUGAAGAUACAUCUGACCUGUUUUUGGAAGAAAGAGAAACAGCCCUGCGACAGGCUCAGGAAGAGAAACAUAAACUUCAAAUGUCUGUUCCUGGCAUCCUUAAUCCACAUGAAAUUCCAGAAGAAAUGUGUGAUUAA